This is a messenger RNA of Dracunculus medinensis (Guinea worm), 708 nucleotides long. Lineage: Eukaryota; Metazoa; Nematoda; Chromadorea; Rhabditida; Dracunculidae. The record is from the annotation of a GenBank genome assembly.
AUGACUCACUCGGAUACCAAGAAAAGUCGUAAUGAGCGUAGUAACAUGAAUUCCAUGAGUAGCGAUCCAAAUGACAUUAGUCUUUUAUUUGCAAUUUUACACAAAAAUUUUCGAACAGCAUUAGCUGCGAAUAAAAUAAAUAUUAUUUCUUUAUACGAUUCCCAUGCGAAACAAUUAAUUUUACAGCAGCAACAGUCUUUAUUGGCUGUGAAAAAUUUAUCGAAUAAAAGUCAAAAUUUCAAUAUAGGGGAACAGCUUUCUGCUCGUGCGGAUAGGUUAGCCGUAUCAGCGUGGAACGUCAAAACGCUUAUGGACGUUGCAAGUCAAGCGAUCAUUGUCCACACCCUUUCCAAAUAUCGUGUGGAUAUCGUUUGCUUGCCGCAGGUCCGUAAUCCUCACUUCGGGUCUCGAGUAAUUACUAAUCCUUGUUCGGAGCAGAAGUACUGGCUAUACUGUGGUGCUACGGAUAACUCGGGGAGAAAUGGCGUAGCGAUUGUCAUAUCUGAGAAAGCCCAUUGCGCUUCGAUUGAAGUGGAAACCGGUUAUAAUGCCGCUGCGGUGGCCUCGAAAAUUGACAUGUAUGGCGACCUGUGCGCUAAAUGGGAACGCCUUUUUUGUUAUGCCGAAGAGCAUGAACAAUUACUUGCUUCCAACAUCGUAGAAAAUCUGACAAAUGGGCAAUCUUUUAUGUAUCUGACCAUGUUAUGA